Photinus pyralis (common eastern firefly) is the source of this 903-nucleotide messenger RNA. RefSeq lists its product as uncharacterized. The transcript is spliced from 4 exons. Bases 325 to 786 code for a protein of 153 amino acids. NCBI's taxonomy places the organism in Eukaryota, Metazoa, Arthropoda, Insecta, Coleoptera, Lampyridae. The record is from RefSeq and is a predicted model, not a curated record.
AGUCGCUGGACAGGAGAAAGUAUUUUUCCACUCGAAAAAGUUAAAGCGAUAAGAAGAAGUUGCAAUUUGUGUGCUGGGAUUACCCUGACUUCACUGACGUCUAUUUCAACAGUGAUCGGCCGUUAUUUUUAAAACUAGUCAACAUUUGGUGCUUUUAUAGUGAUUGUACCGCGGUGAUCACUUACAAAAUUGCGAACGAAGUGCUUUUCGCGACAAUUCAAGAGUUUCUAAAUUACGUGAAAACUUAUAUGCGUUCGUUUUCCGAUAGCGAAACGAUUCAACGAAGAUUGAUCAAGACGCGGAUUUUUUUCAACAAGUAUAGGUAUGUCACUAAUGACCAGGCUAAAUGAUUGCUACGAUCCUAUGCAAAUGCUGUUUAUGUUAUUUGGAAUGAUCACAGGCGUCGGAUACACUUCCUUUGCGGCAACAGGGAUGAUUGUAAACUGCAUGGGGUUUAUGCGGCAGACAUUAGCAUUUCAGGUGAUUGUUCCGAAUUUUUUGCUAUGCUGGAGCCUUUUUUGGUUGGACAAACUUAUGAAUGUGAGUGAUGAUCUACUGUCGUUCUUGUUUAAGUAUAAAAUCAGCAAGUUGAAAAAACCGGCUGCCGACGAGGUAGAGCUGCUUAUUAAGACCUUAAUUAUACGAAAGCCAGUUAUGAAUGCUUCGAAAAUCUUCGUCAUACACACCGGUUUGUUACUGCCGGUAUUGAAAACUUGGUUUACCUACUUCUUAGUUGGUGUGCAAAUGUUAGCCGCGUGGAUGAUCACAGAAAAGGUUUCCUGUUGAACACUUUUACCUUAGAGGGACACAAGAGUGCAAUAAUAUACACUAUGCAAUAUUUAUUAGUAUAUAUUUAACACAUUUUAGUUUAUGUACAGCAAGCAAUACGCAUGGGAAGAACAA